Molecule: messenger RNA, 8509 nt
Organism: Chlamydomonas reinhardtii
Lineage: Eukaryota; Viridiplantae; Chlorophyta; Chlorophyceae; Chlamydomonadales; Chlamydomonadaceae
Exons: 14
Coding region: 466-6927 (2153 amino acids)
Biological process (GO): protein phosphorylation
Molecular function (GO): protein kinase activity; ATP binding
Source: RefSeq, a predicted model, not a curated record
GGGCAAUUACGUCUCAACCAGUCUGACUACAGUGAGCAUAUUGGCAUAGAUAUUGACCCGGACAACAGGCUUUCGACCAUGAAUAACAAUAAAGAAGGAAUCGACAAAAAAUGGAACUAUAAUGCAAGCUCUCUUGUCUCUUGAGUCCUGAGCGACGUGUUUUGCGCUCGAGGUGUCCGAGACAGCAAUGCCACGAGCUAAACUGAAGGGCCACUGGCCCUCAGCGCCUAGCCGCAAUUAGGAGGAGCUGUUCCUGAGCGACGAAUGCCGAUUUUAGUGAGCGCGCUGGUGUUAGUGCUGGCUGUCCAAUCGACUGCAGCAGCAGACAGCAGCAGUCAGACAGAAUGUGGCAUUGGCGGCUACGUCUUCUUCCCCGGCUAUUCGACACAGGGUGGCUUGGGCACAUGGCCCGCACUCGGUGACUGGAAGGCUACUCGUGAGCUCGCAAAGGCACAAUGUGACUCUAUGGAGAACUGCUUGGGUUUCACGGAUACUGCGGAGCUGAAGGGCGUCCUCAGGCCAGUUCAGCGGUGGGCGUGGAGUGGCGAAGACUGGUCUUCCACCGUGUCGCCAUGCCGCGGCACGUACGUCAAGUCAGACGUCGCAGCGCGCAGCAUACCCCCAGCCGCAGCCUCGGCGGCACGCGCCGCCGCCCUCGCCAUCAGCGCCGCCGCCAACAGCAGUAGCGGCAGCCUUGACGGCGCGUCCGCCACAGCCUCUGAAUCUGCCUCCAGCAGCUUCGCCGCGGCGGUGCAGGGCGGCGAGGGCUGCCUGGACCCCUCCCUGCUGAUACCCGGCUUUCGCUUCUUCCCGCACCGCUACCUGGACGAAGCCACCGGAGCCACGUCUGCAGCCAUGGCAGCGGCGCUGCCCAUGACGGGUUUCAUCCUGGACGGCAUGACAGCCGUGCAGCUGCAGGUGUUUGCGGCCGUGUGUUACCGCUGCAGCUGGUGCUUCGCAUUCGACACCACCGGCCGCGUGUGGGGAGAUGUGACCAAGCUGGCGCUGUAUGCGGAGCUGCUGCGGCAACAGAGCCCGCAGUGGAAGCCCAGCGACGUGCGGCAGCGUGGCGUGUGUGGCGGCACCUUCCUGCAGGUGCCUCCCGCGAACGCAUACGGCUGCAGCUCGCAUUCCGACUUUGCGUUGUACCCCGGCUACUACCCCGCCGUACAACCUUACGCUGCCGUACGGCCUGGAUCCAGCCUGGACGACUUGCUGGCCACGUGCACGGCAGCCGCCGGUGCCGGCGCCGGUGCCAGCAAUAGCAAUAGCGACAGCAACAGCGGUAGCACCGAUGACGUCGCCACCAGUCUCACCAUCACCUCGAUUGGCAGCUCGAACGCAAGCACUAGCACCACCAGCAGCAUUGGCAGCACCAGUACAGGUGCGAGCCGCUGCUACGCGGCCCAGUACCCGGAGCUGGUGCUGGCGGGUGCGGCGCCGGUGCGGCCGCUGCUGGACGACGGGCCGCCGCCGUCCGCGGAGACGUGCGGGGGCACCUACCUGCGGCUGCCACCCGCCUACAUUGAGAUGCUGGGCUUCCACAGUACCACGGUGUUCGCGGAGACCUACCCCUCCGCCUCCGCCUCCGCGCUGUCCUUCUCCGGGCUGCGGCUGGCCUUCACCGCCUCGGCCCCACUGGACGCGGCGCGGCCGCUGCCCGGCUGCGCCGCUGGCGACACCAGCUGCAGCCUGAUUGUGAUGGUCACCAUGACGCUCACGAGCACCGUGGUGCUGCCCAACACAACCGCGGCCGCCGCGGCGCAGCUUUCCGCCGGCGGCACCAGCAGCAGCACCACCGCCACUAUCAGCGGCGCCACUAGCAACGGCGGUGCUGACGCCGGCAGCCUGGCGGCUGUGGCCGCGGCGGCGCACUCUUACGGCUCGCUACGGUUCCAGGUGGUGCGGCGGGAUGGCGGUGGCGCUGCCUUCGAGUGGCGGCUGGCGGCGCCGCGCUCCAGCGGGCGCACAACCAGCCAAAUCAUGAUGUACGCCGUGCCCAUCCACAGCCGUGACGACGUGGUCCUUGUGUCGGCACGGAACGAGCCCGGCUACAGCAGCCUAGGCGCCAUCCUCGCGUUCAACGUCAUCGUGCGCUACGCGCUUCCGGCACCGCCGUCGCCCGCGCCAUCGUCAUUGGACACGGGCGCAGGGGCCGGCGCGGGCGGGGGUGGGGUGGCGCCGGGGGCGCAGCAGGAGCAUCACCAGCGUGUGCAGGUGGCGCUGCUGGUGGGCACGGUGGUGGGCGGCGGGGUGGCGCUGGCGGCGCUUGGCGUGCUGGUGUUCAUGUUCGUGCGGCGCGUGCGGCGCCGGCGGCUGCGCUACAUUCAGCCUGAGAAGCCGGAGACAGGGCACCCAACCCGUAUGGGCCUGGUGUUUGGGGGCUCCGGUGACGGCGCGAUGGGCUGUGGUGACGGAAGCGACACCUGCGGCGCGGCCGGCGGCGGCAGCGGGGCUGGGAGCAAGGCAGGCGGCAGCAGCGAGGCCUGGGACGCUGUGUGCGGCAAGCUGACCGCAGAAGCGGCGGUAGCUUCUGGCGUGGCGGGUGCGGUGGGCGUGGUGGCAGGGGCGGAGGUGCAGGGCCAUCAAAGCCUGUCCAGUUUGGCAAUCCUGCCCGUGGUGUUUGGCGGUGCCGCAUUGGGCAGGCAGCAGCACCGCCGCGACAUCCCGGCGGUGCUCAAGAGUGGCGGCGCCGCUGCGCCGACAGGCCACGUGCCAGCAGCAGCCCACGGCAAGCAGGCAGGGAGCAGGCCGAUGACAAUCUGUAGCGCCAGCGGCACAGGCAGCGGCCAGUGCGGCGUUCAGCCCUCCACGCCGCUCCGGAGCCCGUUGUGGUGCUUCGGCGGCGCCCCCAGUGCGUCCCUUGCAGGGCCCGCGUUCGCCGGUGCCGGUUGCGGGUCGUGGAGGUGCUCCGGCGGCGGCAGUCGUCGUGCUGUGCGGCCGGAGCUGUCAGGCAGUCGCACAGGCGAAACGGUCGUUGCAGAUGAGGUGCCUGCAGCUGCCCCGCAGCGCUGCCUGCCGUCGAUGUCAAGUUUGAUGUCGCGGCGUGUCGGCACGACAGUGGCUGCUGCAAAGGGCCCCGCACCGCAGACCCAGAUGACUGGCCCGCAACCAGCGCUCGCAGCAGUGGGCUUAAUUGUGGACGCGCCAGAGGCAUCGCCGCACGCGAUGGCGACAGCGACGGCGCAGGCGCAGGAGCAUGCCAGGGCAGAACAGGCAGCGGGCCUCCUGGAGGCGGUAAUCCUCACCGCGGACGGCGACCCAGUAGAGGGGCUGGGGCAUCACGCGCCAACAACAUUACCACUAGAGCCGCAGCCGCACAGAGCGGCCACGGCAUCUGGGUCGAGUGCAGACACGUGCGCCGCGCCGUCACUUGUGGAGCCGGCCCCCGGCCCAUCAUCACGAGCCGCGUACGACCGGGCGUGUACCAUCGCCGCUAUGCUCGACUCUGCUGCGCCUGCAAGUCACGCCAGCGCCGCUGCAGGCAGCGGUGCCACGCUCAGCCUGUCAGGAGGGCGCGAGGGCACCGCCGCGGGGCCUCUGGCCCCAUCCGUCUCGCAUGUGCAGUGCAAUGCAGCGCUAGCGGCACCUGCGACGCGCUGUGCAAGCGACGUGGUAGUCGGCACCACGCCUCGGGCUCUGCCGCUAAGCAGCUGUGCAGAUGCAUCCGCUUGCGGGCCGCCGGCAGCGCACAGCGCCGUGGCACCCACGUCUGUCGACGACCGCUUCUCGGCGUCACUGCAAGGGCUGGACCUGCGAGCCCUGCACUUGCAGGAAAGCAGUUUUGCCAGCACCAGCGUCGGAGGAGGCUCCUGUGCGGCAGUUGCGGCCACCUCGGCUAUGGGCACGCAGGCUGUCGCGCUCAUGCUCGCGCGGGCGCCUGGCAGCAGCAGCAGCAGCAGCCGACAGCCUCAACGCUGCUCGUCACCGGGGUCGUCACUGCCGGUCCCCGUCUACGGAGCAGCUAUUGGCAACUGCGCUGAGGUUGCGCCUGGCAGCCCCGCACUGAGGACUCGAUGUGGGAGCCCCAGCAGCCUCGGCGGGAUGACCAGCGGCCCCGCAGACGGCGAGGCACACAGAACCGGCUGCACGACGAAGAUCGGCCAGCAGGUGCGAGUGGCCGCGGCCACCGCCGCUGUCGCUGGCGCAGCCGCCGCAGCCGCCACCUCCUCGCCUCGCGUCAGGGCAGCUUUCGUUGCGUCAGAGCUCUGCCGCACGGACGGUCCCGGUCGCACUGCAGCGGCCACAGCAGCUGCGGCAACUUCCGAGGCGCCUGGGGGACCGCAGCUGCAGCCGCCCCGGCUCACGUGCCUCCCGGGCCGGGCCGUGGACACACACGCGCCCUCGCCGGCUGAGGCGCCAGCAGAUGCCGGUGCUGGUGCAGCGAGUGCGGGCGAUGCAGCAGGCUCUGGGGCUGGGGAUGCCCGCGCCGAGCGGUUGGACCGGCAAGCCGGCGAGGGUGCGGGCGACGAUGCCAGCGAGGCUGGGCCCGAGGAGGGUGAACGCACCUCGGCUGGGUCUGGCACGUCCUCCUUCCACACCGCCACUGGCGGCUGGUCGCCUGCCUCCGGCUCGCAACUUGCGGUCGUGGACGAGGCACCGGUCACGUCUGCUGACUGCACUGCUGCUCCAGCGGCCCCCAGGGCUGGCGUCGGCGCUGGUGUUGAUGCUGCGGCUGCGGCUGCUGAAGUCACCAGCGCAAGUCCUGAAGCUCAAGCUGCGUUGAGACAGGGCCCGGUUGCGCCGGCGGCAGCUGUGCCCGCUCACAGGUCGUCAGGGCCAGGGCUCCCGUUGCCGCCACCUGCCAUGACUGCCGCUGGCUCCGCCGCGGGAACGCACGUGCUCUUUACGGGGCCGGUGAACUUCCCCUCUCUGGCCGCGCAGCAGUACCAGCACCCGCACCCUUACCCUCACUCACACGCCGCGCACUUGCAGCAGCUGCUGGCCCGGCAGCAGCAGCAGUGGGCUGGCCCGGGCGGUGGGCAGCCGCUGCCGCCCAUUCCUUCCUCUCAGAUUGCACCAGGCGGGGGCACGGAAGCGGCAGCGAGCAUGCGCGCGGGAGCGCCCGGCGCAGGCACCAGCGGCCCAGCGGGGUCACGCCCCGCACCGCCGGUGAGGCGCGCGAGUGCCGCCGGCGCGUACGCGUUCAUGGCCAGCGCGCUCGGGCAGGCUGUGGCGGCUGUGAUGGGUGGCGGCAGCGGCAAGUCUUCCGGCGCCACCACGCCCCGCGGCCCCGCCGCUGGCGCCCCCAUGGCCAUUGACUCGCCGGCGGCGGCUGUCGGCGGCGGCACCACGGGCGUGUCGUCGCAGUUUGAGCGGAGUGGCUCGCAUCAGAAUCUGGUGCUGCCGCUGGAGCCCGGCCGCGGCCCGGAUGCGGCGGCCGCGGCGGCUGCGGCGGCGGCGCUCGGCCGCCACAACCCGGCCGCGGCUGCUGGCGGCGGCAGCGGCUGCGCCUCGGGCCGGGUCAGCGGCUGCGGCGGCGUGGGCCCGGCCGGGUUCGGCAGCGGCCCCAACCCGGCCACCCACAACGCUCAUCCCAACGUCGCGCCCUCGGAUGCCUGGUUCCGCAGCCUCAACGGCAGCAUGGGCAUCCUGGGCGGAGCGCAGCUGUGGCCGGCGGCCGGCGCGGCCGGCCAGGCCGUGCUACCCGCGCCACCCUCGGCAGCUGCGGCGGCAACGGCAGGGCCGCCGCCGCCUAUCAUGCUGAAUGGCGCGGGGCCUGGCAGUGCGGGUGUGGCGGGAAUGCCGGCAAUGGCCUCGCCUGGCAGCGCAGGCGGAUACAGCAUGUACGGUAUGUAUGGCUACUACGCGCUUGGCGCGGGCAGCGCCGGCGGCUCAUCGUGCUCUGCCAGCCUGCCGGCGGGUGGGCCGGGGUCGACAGCGAGCAACGCGGGCGGCUACAACAGCGGCAGCGUGUGGGGCGGAGCCGGAGGCGGCGGCGCAGGUGCAGGCGUCUACGGCGGCGCUGGCCUGGGAGCCGGUGUUGUCGGCAGCGGCUGGGAGGGCGGUGACGAACGAGCCAACAACCCGCUGCUGCAGGUGGUAGUGGGCGACGUGCCGCCGCUGGAGGACGUGGACCUGCGCAUCGCGCCCGAGGACCUGCAGCUGGUGGCGCUCAUAGGCAAGGGAGCCUGCGGCGAGGUGUAUCACGCGCUGUGGGGCGGCCGGGACGUGGCGGUGAAGAAGCUGCUGGACAGCUGCCCGCCCAACCUGCAGCCGCAAGAAAUGCGGACGCUGCUGCAGGAGAUGGCCAUUCUCACUCGGUCGAGGCACCCCAACAUCGUGCGCUGCUAUGGCGGCUGCCUCAGCCCGCCACAGGUGUUUCUGGUGGAGGAGCUUCUGGUGUGCUCCCUGCACGACUUCAUCUACCACCCGCACGGCGACCGCUCCGUGCUCAAGCUGCUGGGUCUGGCACGCGACGUGGCACUGGGCCUGGCGUACCUGCACCCUACCAUCCUGCACCGUGAUCUCAAGCCCUCCAACAUUCUGCUCGACAUGUCCGGCCGAGCCAAGAUCGCAGACUUUGGCCUGGCCCGCUACAAGCUCCGCAGCAAGCUGUCCACGCACACCAUCGAGGCUGGCACCACGCCGUACCUGCCGCCGGAGGUGUUUGACCAGCGCGUCAAGCACCUGACCGACCGCUCCGACGUGUACUCCCUGGGCAUGGUGUUCUGGGAGCUGUUCAUGCGCCAGCCGCCCUGGCACAACAUGCGCGACGUCGCAAUCGCCUACCACGUGCACGUCAACAGGGCCCGGCCGGCGCUGCCGUCGCGCGACCGCUGCCCGCCGCGCGUGGCUCGCCUCAUCCAGGCAUGCUGGGCGCAGAGGCCUCGCGACCGGCCCAGCGCGGCCGAGGUGGUCAAGGAGCUGACCCUGACGAUUACGCAGCUGGAGAUGCAGCAGCCGCAGCAGCAGCAGCAGCGGUAGGGGCGGUGGGGUGGGGCCGCGGGAGCAGCUGCAGGCUCCAAGCAAUGAUGGCGGGGUGGUAUUUGCGUACCUGAGGCGCGGAGGAAGUGACACUUGAACACAUGCGUGCGCAUCGCAGCUGGUGAAUGCAUUUGAAAGGGCGCGUGUUGUGCUGGAUGGCAUUAGGGUUUUAUGGCAGGCGGGUUAUGUGUUUGGGGUAUGGCUGGCAAACGUCAUGAAUCAAUAAUAAACAACAAAGGGGUUGGCGCUGCAGCGAUUGCUCGUGACCAGUCCCGUACAAGGCACCGAUAUGGCUCCGACACUGGAGCACUUGGCACGCGCAUUUGCGUAGAGGCCUCGAGGCCGGGCACGAAGCGCCGGUCGCUCGAGUUGCAGGCGUGGGCUUUUCCAAAUGCUUCGGAUGCACUUGCCAUACUGGCCGGGGCCUGUCGCCUGUCGUACAUUGCCCCCCAUGUAUCGAUUUAUAGCAGUUGACGUGCCGCGGUAUCUUGUGCGAGUGUGCAACUGGUGGCAAGGGCGGGAUGAGUUUGUUUGAGCAGUUUAUGAGCUGUUUGCAUAUAUAUAGUAUGUGGCAACCCUUGUGGUGGUUGGGAGAUGCCGAAUCGUGGCAGACACAACGCGCAGGGUGUGUGUGGCGGCGGGUAAGGGGGGUUACUUUGGAGUAGUCGCACCGAGAUGCGGUACUUGGGCUGACUUGGGAUCUGCAAAGAGGUACGCGUACACCACACAGUUGCCGCCUUACAGGAUGAUUUGAUGGGAUUUGACUUGCACUUAUGGGAACUUCUUACAGUUGGACCGCAUGCAGCAGAGCAGGAUGGGCGCGACGCCAAUUCAGCGGCGAACAUAUGGCACGCGCUGAUGGAGAUGCUGCUUGGUAGAGCGCGGCCUGCGGCCCUGCGCCGUGGCGGCGGCGAUGGUGGCGGCGACGGCGGCGGCGCAGGGCCCAGCGGUGGUGCAGGGCCUGGCAACUGCGGCGGCGGCGCAAGGCGCAAUGGUGGGUUAGGACCUGGCGGCAGUGGCAGCGGCGGCGCUGGAAUUCGCGGCAGCGCCGGCGGCGGCGCAGGGCCUUGCGGCGGCGGCAGCGGCCUUGGGCCCAGCCGUGGCAGCGUGCAUGUGUGUAGUGGACGGGGCAGGCAAGGCCAUACAUGGAGGAGGCGAGCGCGGUGCCGCCCAAGAAGUGGCGCCAGUGCGCAGGUUGAGUCCCGGCCGGUUUCUGGUUAGCAGCCUUUGCUGGCGAGCAGAGCAUGGCACGGUGUGUGGUAGGCCGCAGGCCCGCAGCAGUGAGGAGUGGUGUGGCUAGAGGAUUUCCUGCUCGCUGUUGGGUUUUGUUGCCUGCUGUGCUUGUGCUUGGCAGCGGGGCGCGGCUCGACGCAUGGCGGGCAGAGCCUGUACGAACCGCCCCCGGCUAUGUCCGGGAGAUUAGGUGGAUGCUUGCUCCCUCAGACUAGAGACGUGGCGUGGGCGCAGCCCGCUCUUCCAUUGACAGGGAGAACCAAUUUCUUGUCCACUUCUACGGUUUGCUGAUUGCAGUGUCGAUUACGGUAUAAGGGGCUGGCGGUGUUUGGGACUUAUGGGAACACUU